CUGACUUGUAAUCAGCACAUACCACAAAAAGGAUCCAUAAUCAAAUCUGACCGAAACCUCCCACUGCUGCGACACCUUUACAUUAGUGCACAAGUCUCGCAGUUUUCAGAAUUUAUGCACUCGUGAUAAGCCGUGCAAAAAUGCUUACCUCGCUUUUCAGGAAGCAUCUGGAGUCAGCACAGACAUGCCAGAGCUCGUCAAAACGUUGCUUCAGCCACUCAGGAGUUCUCACCACAAAAAGAAAAAGAAGAGUAAAGGUUCUGCAACUGCUCCAGAACAUACAGAGAAACCUCUAUCAAUGAGUCCUGACACCUCACCGGUUUCCCUGCUGUCCCAUCCAGACCCAGGUCCAGAUCAAGACCACCUUCCCAACUUUGGAGUGUUCGGUGAAAAAAACAGAGAACUGUGCACUGUUAGGAGCCAGAAAACCAAAAAGUGCCACAAGGAUUCACAGUUYCCACCGACUGCAACUCCUAAAACCAGCAGAAAUGGAUCUCCAGCUCCGGGGACCAAGCUCAGCAACCAGGACAAUGAGAGUCUGAGGUGGGAAGGAGAGCUGCAGGACCCCCAGGAGGAGGCAAAGAGGCUGGAGAUUUACAGGGCUAACAGGCGAAAGCGUUACAUCGCACWCAGAGAGGCUUUGUCAAAGGAAACCCAGUAUGCCUUGAGACAGACCUUUCUUUAAAAGUGUUGACAGGAAAACACUGUUUUCAUCAAGAAACAGUCACUGUUGCAUCUGUCAUCUAAAAGAUAAAAUGUUCACAAAUAAAACUGGAUCAUAGUGGUUCAGCUGAUCUGGACUUGUUUAAUUUAAACCAGAUUUAGUCACGGCUGCUGACAGCAUCAUUAAGGGGAAACAGAAGUACUAAAAUAAAUGUGGGUGAAACAGUACCAGCUUUGGCCAGCAGAGGGCAGAGUGAAACUGUGAGUGAAUCAGAUGACGUAACACUGACACAACCCAUUUUGUUACCUGGCUAUCUGAACAGACAGUGAAUACUGGGAUGAGAAUUACCCAAAAAGAAGGAAGACAAGUGAUGAAAAAUGUCAACUGAAUGACUUGUUCACUCUGUGAUAAAAAAGACUAAUUAUAA
This is a messenger RNA of Austrofundulus limnaeus, 1091 nucleotides long. RefSeq names its product ligand of ATE1 (gene liat1). Lineage: Eukaryota; Metazoa; Chordata; Actinopteri; Cyprinodontiformes; Rivulidae. The record is from RefSeq and is a predicted model, not a curated record. Gene Ontology annotation, biological process: protein arginylation. The coding region runs from base 185 to 685 and encodes 166 amino acids. The transcript has 3 exons.